GUGAUAUAAAGCCGUUCAAGUGCUACAUGAUAACUGUGUACCCUCUGUAUGCUGAUGGUCAGGGAAGUGGACAGUCUGUGAAGGCUUAUCUUCAGCAAGACCGUCCUUCAAAAGGACCUACCAUUCAGACAAAAAAGGUAGGAAAAGCUGAAGCUGUUUUGACAUGGAACCAUCUCACAGUGGAAGAACAAAAUGGAUUUAUCAGAAGUUACACCAUAUUUUACAAAACUGUUGAUGGAAAUGAAACAGCUGUGACAGUGGAUCCUUCCAAGACAGAGUACACCCUUUCUCCUCUAACCAGUGACACACUGUAUACUGUGCGGAUGAUGGCGUCCACAGAUGAAGGAGGCAGGACUGGUCCUGAUUUCACAUUUACUACACAAAAAUUUGGGAAAGGAGAGAUUGAAGCCAUAGUAGUACCUGAGUGCAUCUUGUAACUUACUCUGUUUUCAAUCCUUUACAGAAUUAAAAAGCAUAUCUGGCCUAUGGUACCUGAUCCAUCCAAGAGUAACAUUGCUCAUUGGUCUCCUCACGUUCCAGCUAAGCAUAACGUUAGCUCCAAAGAUCAGAUGUACCCAGAAGGCAGCUUUACAGAUGUAAGCGUCGUAGAAAUAGAAGCUGAUGACAAGAAGUCUUUUUCAGAACAAGAUCUAAAACCCUUUGACUUGCUUAAAAAGGAAAAAAGUACUUCAGAAGGGCACAGCAGUGGCAUUGGAGGAUCCUCGUGCAUGUCUUCUCCUAGGCAAAGCGUCUCUGACAGCGAUGAAGGUGAAACAACACAAAACACAUCAAGCACUGUACAGUAUUCAACUGUAGUACUUAAUGGCUACAGAGACCAGACACCUGUACAAGUCUUUUCAAGGUCUGAGUCAACUCAGCCACUGCUAGAUUCAGAGGAGAGAUCAGAGGAUCACGCUGAAGGAGAUGACAGUGCAGCACAGAGGCAGCAGUAUUUCAGACAAAAUGGGGGUCAGGAUGAAACCAGCACGUGCUUUGAAAGAACAACGCAAAUUGCUCAUGCUGAUGAGAGGGAUCUUGUUGGAUUUGUACAUCUGCAGAUCUCAGGUCAGAGUUCACAGCCAUUGGGCCUUGGGAUGGAAAAAAAUAUCCAGGAAGCUGCUCUAUCAGAUGUUUUACAGGCAAGUACUGAAGGACAAACUGUGAGACCUGAAGCAGUGGAAGAAAAUCCACUGUCAGUUGAUGAAAUGCCAAAAAGUUACCUCCCGCAGACUGUGAGGCAAGGGGGCUAUAUGCCUCAGUGA
Molecule: messenger RNA, 1262 nt
Organism: Acanthisitta chloris (rifleman)
Lineage: Eukaryota; Metazoa; Chordata; Aves; Passeriformes; Acanthisittidae
Product: interleukin-6 receptor subunit beta-like
Exons: 6
Biological process (GO): cytokine-mediated signaling pathway
Cellular component (GO): signaling receptor complex; external side of plasma membrane
Molecular function (GO): cytokine receptor activity; cytokine binding
Source: RefSeq, a predicted model, not a curated record